Messenger RNA from Hyla sarda, 2236 nucleotides. It is a transcript of the gene GPR137C, whose product is annotated as G protein-coupled receptor 137C. The coding region runs from base 112 to 1239 and encodes 375 amino acids. The record is from RefSeq and is a predicted model, not a curated record. Gene Ontology annotation, cellular component: lysosomal membrane. NCBI's taxonomy places the organism in Eukaryota, Metazoa, Chordata, Amphibia, Anura, Hylidae. The transcript has 7 exons. Gene Ontology annotation, biological process: positive regulation of TORC1 signaling.
GGAUUAAGGGCCGCCAAUGAGCUGCGGGCGGGGUGUCUGUAAUGGUCGGGCUCAGCUGAUGUCUUCCAGCGGAGUUGUUUUGGAGGGUCCGGGGCCAUGCUGUGACUCACCAUGACAGGCUCCAUCCCCUGGGCUCUGGAGCUGGGGCUGACGGUGCUGUGCUCGGUGCUGUGCUCCCUGCUCUUCCUGCUCGUCUAUGUGCAGCUCUGGCUGCUGCUGCACUACAGGCAGAAGAGACUGAGUUACCAGAGCCUGCUGCUCUUCGUCUGCCUGCUGUGGGCCGCCCUCAGGACCGUGCUCUUCUCCUUCUAUCUCACGAACUGUGCCCAGGCCAAUGCCCUGCAGCCCUUCCCCCACUGGCUGCUCUACUGCUCCCCCAUCUGUCUGCAGUUCUGCACCUUGUGUCUCCUCAACCUCUAUUUUUCGCAGGUUAUUUUUAAAGCUCGCUGCUCCCCGGAAUUCAACAGAUACAAGAUCCCCCUUCACUUCGGAUUCCUCCUCACUAGUCUCGCCUUCCUGAUAGUGAACUUAUCGUGCAUUCUGGUUGGUGAUGGCGCCGAUGACCAGCACGGAUGGAUCACUAUGAUCAGGAUGAUAUUCAGCGACUGUCUCUUUGCCGCCUGUUCCAUCUCCCUGGCCAACAACACCUAUCGGAUCGCCAACAUGUCUCCUGCGUACGUCUACUUAGAAUCCAAGGGCACCUCUGGCAGCCAAGCGGUGAUCACCGGCUCCAUAAUCAGCGUCCUGUAUAUUCUCAGAGCCUUAUACAACUUGGUGGUGGUCUCCAUCCAGCCAGAAAACAAGCCGAGUCCUUUCAGCUACGGCUGGAGCGGGGUCUCCUAUCAUGCUGUUACAGAAGAGCGGAAUAGUCUGGAAUAUCUCAUCUUUGGGCUUCUCCUCCUGUUCUGUGAGUUCCUGCCAAUGAGCCUGAUGGCGUUCUUCUUCCGGGCUAAGAAGCUGAGCCAGAACCUGGAACCAGCUGGUAUGGUGAAUAGUCACAGCUUCGGCUCCAGAGCUUACUUUUUUGACAAUCCUAGAAGAUACGACAGUGACGAUGACCUGCCCAGACUGGCGGGUGCCAGAGCGGAGAGGGGAAGUCUCCCAUCCACCCCAAAAUCGUCCGGAUGGUAUGGAGCAAUAUGUCCGACCAGCAGCUGCGCACUGGCGCCCCCUCUACUGAGCGAGCCGCCAUCCGGGACUCCCAUCCUGUUCACGUGUGGAUCUAGUACACUGGCGUGACCCUGACAGGACAGAUACUCGUGCACCUUCUGCCGCCGUCUGUUGCCAUGACAGUAAGGCGCGUCCAAUACCUUUGUUUACGUUUACGCCGCAUUUGCGAAUACACAUUCCGUUUCUUUUUUUUCGAAUUUUUUUUUUUUUUCCAAGACUGUUUAAACAUCCUUAAGACUUGCUGAGGUACUUGGAGAGGUCUUCAGGAGCAGAAAUGGCAGCCGGCAGCCCUCGCCUAAGGAAUUCCUAAACCGCGCAGGUUUCGGGGUUUUUUGCACUCUUAAUGUUUCAUGUGUGGGGAAAAGACUGAUUCUUCCCGUUUCCAGACACGACAAACCAAAAAAAGAUGAAAAAACAAAUGUUGCAGAUAAAUUCUUCAAAAGGGUCGAUGGCGACUCUUCUAUGUCAUACGCUCGUAACCCCUCCCCAAUUUAUAUAUAUAUUUUUUUUCAAUUUAUGCCAAAAUAAAGAAGCAACCAGCUUAACUUCGUGGCAAGUUAAUACGGAUGUAGUUACUAAGACCCUCAUCUCUGCCGUGAACCCUCUACGUUUUGUAGAAGAGAUUUUUAGUUUUGCAUUUCGCAAAACGUUUGUAGUUGCACACCGGUAGGUGACGCCAUCGACUAUAUUCAUGGAAGGAAAGGGGGGGGGGUAGCCGCAUCCAAAUUUUUCAACCUGGUAUAAAGCUGUUUAAUUCUGGAAAAAACGUACUGUCACCACUAGGGGGAAGCUUACUGCAUAUGUUAAAGGGGUACUCUGAUGGAAAAAUUAUAAAAAUGGUGCCAGAAAGUCAAUUUGUAAAUUACUUCAAUAUAAAAAUCUUAAUCCUUCCAGUACUUAACAGGUGAUGUAUACUCAACAGGAAGUUGUGUAGCUCUUUCCUCUGCAGUGGCAAAGGUUGCCUAUGCCUGACCUAGAGAAUGCUUACCGCAUACAUUAAUUCAGUAGUAGCACAGUAUGCAGUAAGCUUCCCCAUGUUGAUGCCUAAUGCAAGGAUCUAGAUCAG